Colossoma macropomum (tambaqui) is the source of this 1787-nucleotide messenger RNA. RefSeq names its product N-myc downstream regulated 1b (gene ndrg1b). NCBI's taxonomy places the organism in Eukaryota, Metazoa, Chordata, Actinopteri, Characiformes, Serrasalmidae. The record is from RefSeq and is a predicted model, not a curated record. The transcript is spliced from 14 exons. Gene Ontology annotation, cellular component: cytoplasm. Gene Ontology annotation, biological process: signal transduction. The coding region runs from base 80 to 1201 and encodes 373 amino acids.
AGCCUGCAGAGGGAUAGUACAGCGUCUCCUCUAGCAAACACAUACAUACCUUCACCAGCCCACUACAAUACGAGCAAGCAUGGUUCUGGAGGACUCUGAGUAUGACUCUGUCUUUGAGGGUGAAGUCACUGACGACAAUGUGGAGACCCCCUUUGGCACAGUACACUGCAGCAUGUCAGGCAUCCCCAAGGAGAAUCGACCUGUCAUCCUUACUUUCCAUGAUAUCGGACUGAACCAUAAGACCUGCUUUGACAGCUUCUUCAGCCAUGAGGACAUGCAGGAAAUCACGCGACACUUUGUUGUGUGCCACGUCAAUGCGCCUGGGCAACAAGAAGGUGCCAGCACCCUCCCCACUGGAUACACUUACCCCUCAAUGGACCAGCUCUCAGAGACCCUCCCUAUUGUGCUCAAGCAUUUUAAUAUUACGAGUGUUAUUGGAUUGGCCAUCGGGGCUGGAGCCUACAUCCUUGCACGCUUUGCUUUGAACCACCCUGAUCUAGUUGAAGGUCUCGUUCUGAUCAACGUCAAUGCUCAGGCAGAGGGCUGGAUGGACUGGGCAGCACACAAGCUCUCUGGCUGGGCACAUGCUGUCCCUGAUAUGGUCAUCUCCCACCUGUUUGGAAAAGAGGAGAUUCACAACAACCAUGACCUCAUUGCAACCUUCCGUCAUCACAUCACAACCAGCAUUAACCAGACCAACCUUCAGCAGUUUGUCAAGUCCUAUAACAGCCGAAGGCAUCUGGACAUUGAAAGACCCUCUCCAAGCGGAACUGUUAAUGUAAAGACCCUGAAGUGUCCGGCUCUUCUGGUGGUGGGAGAUAACUCUCCAGCGGUUGAUGCUGUGGUUGACUGCAACUCAAAAAUGAAUCCAACGAAGACCACCUUUCUCAAGAUGGCUGACUGUGGAGGCCUUCCCCAAGUUGACCAGCCGGCCAAGCUGGCCGAGGCCUUCAAAUACUUCAUCCAGGGACUUGGCUACAUGUCUUCUGCAGGCAUGACUCGUCUGUCUCGCUCUCGCACUGCCUCUGGCAACAGCGUUUCAUCUCUGGACGCCAGCCGGAACCGCAUGCGCAACCGCACACACACCGGCGAGGAGCAGCGUGGACGCUCUCAUACUGACGUCUCCAUGGAGAGUGCCUCCAACAGCACUGUUGAGCCAGCCCUGCCAGCAACCAACCAUUCCACUGAGGUGUCCUGUUAAAAGCCUGACAACCCUCACACUCAAUUCCACUCUAAAUCAAAUAUAUAAUGCCUCAAAUUAAGUGAUAAUUGCAGUUGGAGAGGUAGAGAGAUUGUGUAUCUUCAUCAGGGAGCGUUUCGAUGAGCUGGUGUUGAUGUGCAUGAAAAAGCCCACUGAAAUAACAUAGCUAGUUUAAAAUGUCAGUCUCAGUAUUAUAAGCUUUCCUUUUAUAUUAUUAGGGUAUUAUACUUUUUAUGAAUGAUCACAUAUAUUAUGAAAAUACUCAUGUACUAUCAUAUGUAUAAUCUGCUCCUGAAAACUGAAAGCACUUUGAUGUAUUGGUUGUAUAAAUGUGUGUUGAUAUGUAUCUGAAGAGGUGCAUUGGGGGUUACUUGUAAUGGCUGGUGUGAAGCUAUGGGGGGAUUUUUCUAUGUCACAGCAGUGAAGAAUGAAAUGUUAGAUUUAGUCUUUAUGCUACCAUUGACUUUCUAAUGUAUACUGCAGACCUCCAGCAUGGACAUCAAACAAAUUUACAAAUGCUGCCCAUAAAUAGAUGCAUCCAGAACUUUUCCCAAUUGAGAAAUUAAAGCUCUGAAUAGCAUCACAA